CAAGCAGUAGCAGGACUGCAACAAGUCCUGUUGUGUCCUGAAAAGGGACAGGUCGUGUGUCGGGGAAAAGCGCGCGUAAUGUCGCUAUCCGUCAAACUAAAACAGUUCAAAAUAGCCAAGUGCAAGGGCGAAAAGUUGGCCAAAGUCGAAUUCAGAGGAGUUUCACACUUGACGAAAAUUUUGGAUGACAGUGGUGGAGACAUUAUCAUAGUCGAUCAGAUUUUCGACUGGCCGGUGGCUCGUCCGAUUGAGGAAAAUGAAUUGCUAUUGGUCGAACUCUAUUCGCGAAAUCGUCUUUUCUCCGACAAAUUGCUUGGAUCUUAUACUUUAGUGCUACAAAGGGCUGUGAGGGAUGGGAGAGUUUCAGUAGCCGAUAGUUUAGUUGAUCCGAACAGUAAACCAAUACUUGCGACUGUUCAAUUCGAAGUCCUGUACACACUUCCGGACGAAUCGACCGCUUCAUUCACUGGCAGCAAUGCUUACGACAUGUUAGACGACGAGCAGCAAAUGCUCAUCGACAUCGAGCAAAACAUCGCCAAUAUCGAACGCAACCUGUCGAGGGACAAAACACCGAAACUGAAACAUGCCAACUCUUUAGCAACUCCUGAAAAAUCGCCCACACCUGUCGACCGAAAACGCAGUUCGACGCUGAAAAGCGUCCGGAGUUUGAUCAGAUUCGGGAAACAAAGGCCACCGAAGGACAGCGACAACGAAGAGGAAGUGUCUUUGAUACACCCAACAGAGUCCGGGAGGACGUCACGACAGGCGUCCGAGUCGGAAUCGGCGCCGGUUUCAAGGGCGGGAAGUCAGAGUUCCGUGUGUUCGAAUCCGGACAAUCCGGCGGAUGUGUCUUUGAUGGAGAGGAAUCGGAAGACGACAAAGCUCAAGACGGAUAUGAAGACAACAGUGCAGUCGGUACUCAAAGCUCAGGAUUUUCAAGUCUGUCUCACGAUUAUCGAAGCGAGGCAAUUAGCUGGCCUUAAUAUGGAUCCGGUUGUUUGUAUACAAGUCGGGGACCAGAAAAAAUACACCAGUGUAAAAGAAAGCACCAAUUGUCCUUAUUACAACGAGUAUUUCGUUUUUGACUUCCACAUGCCUCCAAUUAUGUUGUUCGAUAAAAUCAUCACGUUAUCGGUAUUACAUUCUAGGAAACUGCUACGACCUGGAACGGUCGUCGGCACAUUCAAGAUAGACGUCAAAACCGUUUAUGAUGCACCUGAUCACCAGUUUUACCACAAAUGGGCUCUGCUCACGGAUCCUGACGACAUCGCUGGUGGUCCGAAAGGAUACCUCAAGUGUGAUAUCAGCGUCAUUGGGAAGGGAGAUACUGUCAAGGUUCCACCGAAAAGUGAAAAGGAUGAAGACGAUAUUGAAGCAAACUUGCUUCUCCCGGACGGAGUCCCCAUCGACCGUCAACGCGCCCGCUUCAUCGUGAAAAUCUACCGAGCUGACGGUUUGCCAAAAAUGAACUCUUCGUUGAUGGCAAAUGUGAAAAAAGCAUUUACCGGCGAGUUGAGCGAUCUCGUUGACCCGUACGUUCAAGUGUCCUUUGCCGGUCUGACGGGUAAAACAAGCGUGAAGAAGCACAGUUAUGCACCCGUUUGGAACGAACAGCUCGUUUUCACAGAGAUGUUUCCGCCGCUGUGUCAACGGAUCAAGAUCCAAUUGCGGGAUAACGACCCCGUUAAGCCCACCGUUAUUGGGACACACUUCAUCGACCUGAAGACCAUCUCCAACGACGGAGAGAAGGGCUUCCUGCCCACAUUCGGCCCUUCCUUCAUCCACCUUUACGGCUCCACGAGGGAUUACAGCCUCAUAGACGAGCAUUCGAGCCUUAAUACGGGCCUGGGCGAAGGCGUCUCCUACAGGGCCCGUCUCCUGGUGGCAAUCAGGACCGAAAUCACCGACAGCAUCGAUCUUGCACCUUCAGCAGUGGAAAUCGAGCCGACAAUUCCAGUGAAUGAAGCCUCGUAUGCGAAAAAUGAGGAGUUCUUUUUGUUUGCGACCAUUUUGGACGCCUCCAUGAUUGAUAAGAAGCUGGGUGAUAAGCCGGUUUAUUUCGAAAUUAGUAUCGGAAAUGCAGGGAAUGCGAUUGAUGGGCAUAACGAGUCAACGAGGGAACAUUACGACUCGGACAGCGACGAAUUGGAGGCCGUCUCCACGGACAGCGGCUCCUGGCAGAGCACCACAACACCAACCAAACCCAUGACCCACGACAAAAUCUACUAUUUCCUCCCCUACUGGGACAACAAGCCUUGCAUGCACAUACGCUCAGUCUGGCCCGACUACAGGAGACGUAUGUACAACUCGAACAUAAUUUCGAAAAUUUCCGAAAAACUGGAAGACGGUCUUUCGGAAGUGAAUUCGUUAAUGGACUCUGACGAUCCUGAGAUAGAAACGCGCCUCAAACAGGUGCUGGAGGAUUUGUCAAUAGGCUGUGCUAAAUACGUAACGAUAUCGCAAGCGUCAAUGACGGGCCCUGGGACCGGCAAAACAAAGUUGGACAAAGAGCAUUUGAAACUUUGUCAAAGGGAGAUUGAACAUAUAGGGAGUGCUGCACGGAAUUUGAGAGCUUUAGUUACGAAAAGCUCGUUCAGGGAACGGUACAAAACGGCGCAGACUUACUUGACCAAAUUGAAAUUUCUAACGGAAGAUCCACAACACGCCCUUCCGGACGUAUUCCUCUGGAUUAUCAGUGGCGGUAAACGUCAAGCUUAUCAACGCAUCUCCGUUCGCGACAUUAUUUAUUCAAUCGUGGACGAAGAGAGCGGUAGAGAUUGCGGAAAAGUCCAGACCAUGUUCCUCAAACUGCCUGGAAAACGCAGCACCGGCCCCAGCGGCUGGUCAAUCCCCGCCAAACUCCAGAUCUAUCUCUGGCUAGGAAUGCUCAAACACAAAAAGAACUUUAUUAAUGGCAUUCCCAAAGGCUACGAAACGACACACGAAAUUAGAAACGUCGAACGGCCGCGUGCCCUCCCCCCUUCCAUCAUCCAUUACGUCGAAAAACACAUUUUUCAACUACGCGCCCACAUCUACCAAGCCCGCUCGUUAAUAGGAAGCGACGCGUCUGGACUUUCAGACCCUUUUGCUCGAGUCAUCGCUGGAGAAUUUAGCAAAACCACCCAAGUCAUCGACGAGACUUUAAGCCCCACAUGGGACGAACUGUUAAUUUUUGGCGAGAUUUUAAUUUACGGAACGGCGGAAGAAAUCAAACAGGACCCUCCUUCCAUAAUCAUCGAGAUUUUUGACCAGGAUAAAGUGGGAAAAUCGGAGUUUAUUGGGAGAGCUUUGGCCAAAGCUCAUGUUAAAUUAAGGGAGGAAGCUUACACUAAACCCAAAUUUCCUCCCUCUUUGGAGUGGUUUGAUAUAACACGUGGGAGUGAUCAUGCCGGCGAGUUAUUGGCAGCUUUCGAGCUUUUGGAGCUUCCGAACGAUGUUGAUGGAGGGACGUUACCCCCACUACCGGCCCCCAAGGACAUUCCCAUUUACAAGGACACGGAUUUAAAGGACUUGGUGCCAAUGCUUCCAGUUCCGAGAGGAAUUCGGCCGACUUUGGCCCGCUAUCGCAUUGAAGUACUGUUUUGGGGCUUGAGAGACCUCAAACGAAUACAUUUGCUAACGGUUGACAAACCACGAGUUGAUAUUGAAUGUUCUGGUCACAUUUUAUAUUCCUCUAUCAUACAAAAUGCAAAGAAAAACCCAAAUUUUAGCAAUCCAGUGAAAUUCCUGGACCUGGAUUUGCCAGAACAGGAGCUCUACCGCCCCCCGUUAACAAUCCGAGCGGUUGAUUGUCGCAGCUUUGGUCGCUACACUCUUGUGGGCACCCACAUGAUCAACUCAAUCCACAAGUACAUGUACAGCCCCCUUACGAAAAAAGACCGGGAGGAAGAUCGCAAACGCUCCCUCAACCAGCCGAAACCAGACAUCCCCCCACAACAGUCCUCCCCAACUAACCUAACAUUCCCCGAAAAUGACAAAGAGAAAAGUCCGCUUCUCCCGAAAGAUAUUUCCAUUUCUAUCGGUUAUGGGACGCAGCAAAGUGUGGCUAAAGCCAAGGCAGAGACGGGGAAGAAACGUAAACCGAGCCUUGACGAAGACGUGGAUGAUGAGGAAGGAAGUCGUGAUUGGUGGACGAAAUAUUUUGCGUCUAUUGAAAGGAUGAUUGACGAGUCGAAGGAAGCGAAGAAACUGUUGAGUCAGCAGAAUGGUAAUUUGCAGAUUUUGGUGGAUGAGGAUGGGCAACAGUCGGGGAAUACGUCCGAUAAGAGUCCAGGGGAUGGGAAAAGGAGGUUUGGGUUUAAAACAGCAGCGACAGCGUCGAGGUUUGCGGCAAGGAUUAGUCCGAAGAGUGUGAGGAAAAGGAGUAAAUAUAAACCGGCGCUGUGUAAGAUUUAUCCAACGGAGCUUGAAGCCGUGCCAGAAUUUGGCGAAUUCAAAGAGUGGUUGCACACUUUCGAACUAUACAGAGGCAAAAAGACUGGAGACGAAUCAGAAGACGACAGUCGAGUCGUUGGCUACUUUAAAGGCGCUAUUAAAGUCUACAAAUGGCCUUUACCCAAAGACCUCGAGGACCACACAAUCAUGGGCCUCGACCCACAAUUCGGCUUUUUCCAAGGCUUGCCUUCCAACGACCCGAUCCGAGUCCUGGUGCGCGUUUACGUAGUCAAAGCCAACGAUCUCCACCCCAUGGACUUGAACGGGAAAGCGGAUCCAUAUGUUGUGAUCCAACUCGGAUCAAAGCGAAUAAGCGAUAAAGACAAUUACAUUUCAAAACAGCUCAAUCCAGUUUUUGGAAAAUGCUUUGAGAUCGAAGCGACUUUCCCGCAAGAUUCACUGUUGACAAUCCAGAUAUACGAUUGGGAUUUAGUUGGGUCGGAUGAUAUGGUCGGGGAAACGAAAAUUGAUUUAGAGAAUAGGUUUUAUAGCAGACAUAGAGCCACUUGUGGAUUACCGGAGAAAUACGAAGAACAAGGAUACAACGCUUGGAGAGACGCAAUGAAACCGACCCAAAUUUUGGCAAAACUAUGCAAAGACGCAAAAGUUGAACCCCCUGUAUACGCCGACGGUCAGAUCAAAAUCGGGCGCCAAAUUUUCACACUCCAAUCUGAAGAUUUUGAUUUUUUCAAGACGAAAGAAUCGGAGGAACACAUGGCUUUGGCCGUUUUACACCGUUGGCACGAAUUCCCCAAAGUUGGGUGUCACCUUAUCCCGGAACAUGUCGAAACGCGGCCACUCUACAACCCGGAUAAGCCCGGAAUCGAACAGGGAAAACUGGAAAUGUGGGUCGAUAUGUUCCCGAUGGAUAUGCCAUUGCCAGGCCCUCCUUUGGACAUUUCUCCCCGGAAACCGAAGAGUUACGAGUUGCGGGUUAUUAUAUGGAAUACGGACGAUGUUGUCCUUGAAGACGAUGCGUUUUUCACGGGGGAGAAGAUGAGCGAUAUUUAUGUGAAAGGGUGGCUUAAGGGACCGGAGGAUUGUCAGUGUACGGAUAUACAUUAUAGGUCGUUGACUGGGGAAGGGAAUUUUAAUUGGAGGUUUAUUUUUCCCUUUGAUUAUAUGGUGGCUGAACAAAAAAUUGUUAUUUCGAGAAAGGAAUCGCUGUUUUCGUGGGAUGAGACCGAGUGCAAGAUUCCAGCGAGGUUGGAGCUGCAAGUGUGGGAUGCUGAUCACUUCUCAGCCGAUGAUUUUUUAGGGGCCAUCACGCUGGACUUGAACCGCUUUCCCCGCGGUGCGAAAUCCUCCAAACUGUGUACUUUAGACAUGUUGAAAUCGGACGGUUCAGUGCCCGUUGUAAACAUUUUCAAACAGAAACGAGUCAAAGGCUGGUGGCCGUUCUUCAUUAAAAAAGACAACGAAGAAAUGGAAUUAACGGGAAAAGUCGAAGCGGAAAUACACCUCCUAUCGAGGGAGGAAGCCGACAAAAAUCCAGUGGGCUUGGGACGGGGUGAACCGGACCCUUUGGAGAAACCAAAUCGACCCGAUUCGUCGUUCAUGUGGUUUAUGAAUCCGUUGAAAUCGAUACGAUAUAUUAUAUGGCACAAUUAUAAAUGGACUAUUUUGAAACUUUUUAUCAUCAUUGGCUUAGCAAUAAUCAUCUUGUUAUUCUUCUACUCUAUACCAGGCUACACUGUGAAGAAAAUGUUAGGAGCUUAAUGCUUGCCUGCACUCGUUUCAUCUUUCAUCAUGUAUUCAUCAGCAUCAGUACAAAUCUUAUUAUAAAGACACAAUGUAAGAUAUUUUUGGCUUUUGCCUAAAUCAAACUGUAUUAUAAUAUUUAGAAUCAAAGUUAAAAAUAUAAAGAAUACGUUAAGAA
Messenger RNA from Tribolium castaneum (red flour beetle), 6313 nucleotides. Its product is annotated as otoferlin. The transcript is spliced from 23 exons. NCBI's taxonomy places the organism in Eukaryota, Metazoa, Arthropoda, Insecta, Coleoptera, Tenebrionidae. The coding region runs from base 79 to 6153 and encodes 2024 amino acids. Gene Ontology annotation, biological process: plasma membrane organization. The record is from RefSeq and is a predicted model, not a curated record. Gene Ontology annotation, cellular component: membrane.